CUUCACACUCACACCACAUCUCAGCCUCUGCGCUACUAUGCAUACUGUUGAGAUGCCAAGCUUCGCCGGAAGCCCUGCGGAACCAACGCUCAGACAGAUAAAUGGAAACGGCACUCUGAAGACUACUAACGGAUUCACUAAUGGCCUGAACGGCCAUAAGGCUACUAACGGACACACCAAUGGCCAUACUAAUGGAGCCCACGCCUUGGGGCAGGAUAUCAACGGGGAGGACCCGAUCUGUAUUGUGGGAAUGGACCUCUGGGACUUUCUGGUGCGCAAGAGGUCGGCCCAGGGGCCGGUGCCGCGCGAGCGAUUCAACAUCAAGGCGUUCUACCACCCGGACGGCAGCCGGUCGGGGGUCAUGGACGCGGACGGCGGGUAUUUCCUGCAGGAGGACGUGCGCCAGUUCGAGAACAGCUUCUUCGGUAUCAACAACCUGGAGGCUACCUACAUGGACCCGCAGCAGCGGAAGCUGCUGGAGGUCGUCUUCGAGUGCUUCGAGAACGCCGGGCUCUCCAUGGAGGCUGUCGCCGGCGCCGAUAUCGGCGUGUACGUCGGCAACUUCACCGUCGAUUACCAGAUGAUGCAGGCGCGGGAUAUAGACUACAUGCAUCGCCUCGGUGCUACUGGGUCCGGGACCGCGAUCAUGGCGAAUAGGAUCAGCCACGUAUUCGACCUUCACGGACCUAGUUUCGUCCUCGACACGGCGUGUUCUUCGUCGAUCUACUGUCUCCACAAUGCCGUCAGCGCCAUCAGAUCCGGCGAAUGCAGCGGGGCCAUUGUGGCCGGUGCCAACUUGAUCACGUCCCCCGAACAGCACCUAGGCACGGCGAAAAGCGGCGUUCUUUCGCCGACCUCGACCUGCCACACCUUUGAUGCCUCAGCAGAUGGCUACGGUCGGGGAGAGGCAGUAAGCGCUGUAUAUUUGAAGCCUCUGUCUGCCGCCCUGCGCGAUGGGGACAAGGUGUGGUCAGUUAUCCGCAGUACCGCCAUCAACGCCAACGGAAAAACACCUGGUAUCACACAGCCAAGCUCUAAAUUACAAGAGGAAGUUAUACGGAAGGCAUAUGCUAGAGCUGGCCUCAGUUUCGACGACACAGAUUACAUAGAAUGCCAUGGAACUGGCACAGCGGUGGGGGAUCCUAUCGAAGUAGGCGGUUUGACGAACUGCUUUGGCCCCAGAGACCUGCCCUUAAAGAUCGGCUCGGUCAAGACAAAUCUCGGACAUAGUGAGGCUGCGAGUGGCCUGACGUCCCUCAUCAAAGUUGCGCUGGCCUUCCAUAAUGCUAAAAUCCCGCCCUCAUAUGGUGUCACCAAAUUAAACCCUAAGCUGCGCCUUUGGGAGGCAAAUAUGACUGUUGCGACGGAGGUCACCGACUGGCCCAGAACCCUACGAAGAGCGAGCAUUAAUUCCUUCGGAUAUGGAGGCGCGAAUGCCCACACUAUCCUCGAAUCUGUUGAAAGUUACCUUAAAACGAGUCCACCAGAGCAAGGCCUACAGCCAGAAGAAGCAACCCAGGAUAAACUAAUAAUUCUCCCGGUGUCUGCUGCGUCGACGAAAUCCUUGGAGGUCCGGAUUAAGCAGACCACAGAUGCCAUCCAGCACAGCCAUAACCACGGCGUCAAAAGCCUGGCCUUCACUCUGGCCCAGCGCAUGCCCCGACACCGCAUCAAGGGGUUUCUUACCGCUAAGGCCAGGACAGACGGCAGCGCGGAAUUUGUCCAGUCGGAAAUAACAGAGCCGGUCGACCCAAGCUUCGCAAACCUGCCUUUUGCGUUCGUGUUUACUGGCCAAGGGGCACAGUAUGCUGGCAUGGCUCGGGAACUGCUCGAGAACAACGAGAGUUUCCUGCAGACCAUCCGCGAGCUCGACGAUGUCUUGCAAAGCUUACCGCCAAAAACGGCCCCCAAAUGGACAUUGGAGCAGACGAUUCUGGACUCGCCCGAGGUCAGCCAGAUCAAUCACGUCACCCGCAGCCAGCCUAUUUGCACCGCUGUGCAGAUCGGGCUCGUAAAUCUCCUCCAGGGCUGGGCAAUUACUCCUUCUGCAACGGUCGGGCAUUCUUCCGGUGAAAUUGCCGCAGCCUACGCUGCAGGGCUGCUGACAAGCAAAGAGGCCAUCCUCGCGGCAUACUUCAGAGGCUUUGCCGUCGGCAAGCUGCAAUCGCGAGGCACUAUGGUUGCUGCUGGGCUCGGUCCGGAACCUGCUGAGGAUCUCAUCAAGGAGAAGGGACUACAGGGACAAGUCUGCGUGGCCUGCGUAAACUCGCCGCAGAGCGUUACGCUAAGCGGCUCCGAGGAGGGAGCGGACAUCAUCAUAUCCGAGCUUCAGAAGAACCAAACCUUCGCCCGCAAGCUGGAGACGAACGGAAGAGCCUACCACUCGCAUCUAGUUAAAGAGAUCGGCCAGCUAUACGAAAAUCUCCUGACCCCGUAUCUGGAGAGGAGCAACAGAGUGUCUGAUGUCGAAAUGGUUUCGUCGGUCGGAUACGACGGACCCCGAGAUAUUCUGCUCGGCGAUAGGGCUACCACGGCUCGCUACUGGCGGGACAACCUAGAGAAAUCGGUCCAGUUCAGUUCGGCGCUCGAAAAGCUGAUAGGUGACAACAAGUACCAUCUAGUCGAGUUAGGGCCUCACUCUGCCCUUAAGAGCCCAAUACAGCAGAUCCAAACGAAGACGAAAGGGAAGCAAAACCUCCUUCCCUAUAGUUCAACGUUGGUCAGGGGCCAGGAUGCCGACGUGUGCCUGAAGAAAUUCGCAGGGAGGCUCUUCCAACAUGGCUAUUCUCUUGACUGGAAUAAUGUCAACGAGUUGAGCCGGCAGAAUCAAAUAAUGCAACAUAACAUCCCCCCUUACCCUUGGGAUUACUCCUCAGGUUUGCUGUGGGUCGAGAUGCGGCCCAGCAUUGAUCUCCGCAACCGCCGAUUUGCCCGCCAUGAGCUUCUCGGAUCGCUACAGCCGGCUGGAAAUGGGAUCGACUGGGCAUGGCGCAAUGUUCUCCAACUCGGCGAAGUCCCCUGGCUCUCUGAACACAAGGUCGAGGCCCAAGUUGUCUUCCCGGCGGUCGCCUACCUAGCGAUGGCCAUGGAGGCCGCAUCCCAGGCACACGGGCUCAAGGACCCGUACACGGGCGUAUAUCUCAAGCCAAACACGACGUUUGAGUUCCGCAACGUCAGCUUUGGGACCGCCCUGGUGGUGCAGGAUGAUGCAGGUGUUGCUGGCAAAGGGACGGAGGUACACACGUUGUUGUCGUGGAGGAAGCUCUCUACCACCACCCAAUCGGAGGACUGGUGCGACUUCGCCAUAUCAUCGUGGGAGGACGGCCGGUCUGUGUUGCACUGUUCAGGCUCAAUCCGAGUUAGCAACCCCGUCAAGCUUGAGGAGGUAACCACGGUUAGCAAUACGAACGGGUUCGAAAAGCUGGGGAUGAAGCCAUGGUAUAGCAAGCUUAUUGAAGAGGGCAUCAGUUUUGGACCCAACUUCCAAGCGCUGACCAGCCUGAGCACCGACGUUAGCCACGUCCGGACCGAUGCCAUCGCAACUACCAACCUGCGGGUCAAGGUCGGCAAAGAGACCGAUACGACGUAUCCAGUGCACCCAGUUACUAUCGAUGGAGUUAUGCAGUCGGGUGUUAUGGGAGGCACCGGAGGGAAUGUGAGAGCACUCCGCGUGCAUCUUCCGAUCUUCAUGCCCGAGUGCCGAAUCCGAUGUGUUGGAGAGUCAAUCGAGGAGGAGGCAUUUAUCCAUUCCCAAUUUACCAGGACCGGUGUUUCGACGAUCAGAAUCAACUCCACCCUCCGGGAUGCUCGGGGUACGCCCGUAGUAGACAUAAAGAACUUGCGGUUGUCGAUGUACACCGGAAAGGUAGCUCCAGAAAUCAACACCAACCCGCAACUCCAGCGUCACCCGACCCUGCGCGUCAACUGGAAACCCGAUAUCAUAAGCCUGUCUCCAGACGUACAGACGCAGCUAGACCGCUACAUCGACAACUUCAUCUUGCAACAUCAACAGCCGGAUCUGGUUGAGAGGGCCAUCGUAGUGGGAGCGCUCCUAGAUCUCCUAGGCCACAACAACCCGAGCAUGCGUAUCCUAGAGCUUGGGCCGGAAUGUCAGUGCAAGAGGAAGCUCUGGCAAGAUAUCCUAGAUAUGGGGACAGCACUUCCACGCUGCCGAUCUUGGAGUUCCGGCGAUAUCACCGGAGAUAAUGAGGUCGCAAUAGAAGGCGACGUCUCAGGGCCAUUCGACGGUCUCCUAAUUUCCAAGCAUUCCGUAUUAGAGCAAGUCUGGGAGCAGGCUCCACAACAGGCGAUCUCUCUAGUUGGCGAUAACGGCACCAUCAUAACCCGCAAAACGAAAGCGGCUAUAUCUGCGCUCACCUCGGCCAAUUUCACCGUUAUAGAGGUGAAGGGAGAAAUAAUCCUGGCCGUUCGACAAUCGGGCGCGAGACCAUUGAAGGGCAAGGAUGUUCUCAUUGUGUCGAGGAACCCUUCACCCGUUCUGUCGAGCUUUACGGACACUCUGUCAACCUUUUUGAGAGAGGUUGCUAGCGCCUCUACAGUUCAGAAUAUUUCCCUUGCCGAUAUCUCCGGAGUCGAGAUCUCAUCCAAGACUAUAUGCAUCUCCACGCUCGAGAUAGAGAGAGAGUUUCUUGCCACCAUGAGCCAGGAAGACAUGGACAGCCUAAGGAAAAUAACAGACGUUGUGACGAACCUUCUCUGGCUAACCGGUGCGAAUAUGCUGUCUGGAAACCCUGAACCUAACCUCACGCUCUCAAACGGACUCUCUCGAGCAAUAAUGCUUGAGCAGCCAUCGCUUCGCUGGUCGCUACUGGAUGUUGGAGAUGCAAAUAAGCUACCUACCCUUGUCCAAGCAAUUUCCGAGAACUUGUCAAGGACUCUCACGACUUAUGACCACAUCGACGACAAGGAGUUCAUCCUAGUGGAUGGUCUUUUAUACACAAGUCGGUUUGGGCCGGACCUUGGCAUUAACGCGCUCUUCAGGAGGCGUGUCAAGGAACAAGAGCCGAUCGAGAAGAUUCCCCUAUCCACUGUGGGAUUGGCUCGGCUCGCCAUCGGGAGACCGGGGGUUACCGACACGCUGCACCUCCAGCAGGUCCGCGAGGUGCCGACAGCCCCGCCGAGCGGGUUUAUAGAAGUCGCCACACAGGCCGUCAGCCUUAAUGCCAAAGACAUCUACGCGAUGAGCGGCCAAGUAGAGACACGAGAGGGAACAGCCGCACUGGAAUUCGCUGGCGUCGUUACUGCCGUCGGCCCAGAAGUCGGGGGACUACUGCCUGGAGACCGAGUCGUGGUCAUGGCCCCCCACCGCUUCGCCACGAUUGAGCGUGUCCCGGCCUGGGCAGCACACAAGAUGCUUCCGGAAGAAGACUUCGGUGUCUUGUGCACGCUUCCUGUAGUGUAUACAUCGGCCCUCUACGCGCUGCGCGAUCGAGCGCAUUUGCGUGCUGGCGAGUCGGUCCUGAUCCAUUCCGGCGCUGGGGCCUUCGGCAUGGCUGCUAUUAGCCUCGCUACACGCAUUGGUGCUACGGUGUACACAACGGUCGGCUCUCAGGCCAAACGAGAAUUCCUCGUGAACGAACUAGGUGUGGACGCCUCUCAUAUCUUCAGUUCUCGGGACAAGUCCUUCGCAGCGGAUCUUAAGCACGCCACACAUGGCCGAGGAGUGGACGUAGUAGUCAACUCCCUUGUCGGUGAUCUCAUGCACGCCAGCUGGGACUGCUUGGCUAGCUUCGGACGAUUUGUUGAAAUUGGCAAACGCGAGCUGGUGGACGCCGGAAAGCUAGAGAUGCACAUGUUCUUGAAGAACACCACCUUCACAGCGUUCGAUACCAUGGACAUCUUCUACCACGAGGACCAGUUCUACCGCGACGUGUGGAUCAGUGCAACCAAGGAAGUGUUGGAAAUGUACCGUUCCGGCCAGAUCAAACCAGGACCAAUUGCCAAGUUUGAUGUCGCGGACAUCUCACAGGCGUUCCAUCACUUCUCUAAGAAGGAUCGGAUUGGGAAAGUAGUCGUGUCGCUCGAAAGUCCAAAGAGUCAAGUUCCGGCCGCACCCGCAAAGUACUCGACGGUAUUCGACCCUGAAAAGGUCUAUCUCUUGAUAGGUUGCUUGGGCGGCCUUGGUCGCAGCCUCAGUCGUUGGAUGAUGUCGCGCGGUGCUCGGAAUUUCGUAUUUCUCGGAAGGACUGGCAGCGACAAGCCUAGCGCGAGAGAGCUGGUUACCCGCCUAGAGAACUCUGGAGCCCAUGUUACUGUGGUCCGGGGUGAUAUCUCGAAUGCCGACCACGUCAAAGCUUCCGUGGAGGCCUGCGAAGCGACUGGAAAGCCUAUAGGGGGCGUAGUACAAGCGGCGAUGGGUCUUCACGAAGCCCUUUUUAGCCGUAUGACAAACGAGGCGUGGCACACCGGCAUACAACCAAAAUGGAAGGGCACAUGGAAUCUCCACAACGCCCUCGAGGGCCACGACGACGCGCUGGAUUUCUUUUUGCUAACUUCUUCCGUCUCGGGCAGCGUAGCAACCGCAACAGAGAGCAACUACUGUUCUGCGAACGGUUUCCUUGAUGCCUUCGCUCGCUGGCGACGCAGCCAGGGCAAAAAGGCUGUUUCGAUAGGGCUCGGAAUGAUCUCAGAAGUCGGCUAUCUCCACGAGAACCCAGAAAUAGCAGCCUUGCUCCUUCGAAAGGGGCUCCAGCCUCUGGACGAGGAGGAAUUCUUGCAGGUGGUAGACCUUUCCCUGAGCGGACCGGGAGGCGAAUACGCGGCGCGUGAGCCGAACCCCGACCUCGCACAUGUGCUGACCGGGUUGGAGCCGCUUGGACUUCGAAAGCUGAUGGCCCAGGGUUGGGAUGUGACUAGCGGAAACAUGCAAGACUCGCGUACCUCGAUCUUAUCUGCGGCGUUGCUAGCAGAGCUAGGAGAUGAUCAGUCGGGCAGUGCUCAGAUAGGAUUAGCGGAUGCGCCGGCGUGGUUGAAGGCAGUGCCGGCAGGCAUUGUAGCCUCGUUCGCUUCCGAUGCCACAGCUGCAUCGCUGUUUGAUGCCGUCCUAAACAUCAUACGAAAACGGUUCUCGAGCUUCAUUCUCACGCCCCUCGAGCAAAUCGACAACAGCAGGCCGCUGGCACAAUUCGGCAUGGACAGCAUGAUCGGGGCGGAAUUCCGAACUUGGAUCUGGGGCACAUUCAAAGUCGACAUCCCUUUCCUCGACCUCCUCAGCAACCAAAAAUCGCUAACGAACAUAGCUGAGACUGUCGGAGCGAAAAUCGGCGAGUCGUAG
Messenger RNA from Durotheca rogersii, 7294 nucleotides. RefSeq names its product polyketide synthase. Gene Ontology annotation, biological process: fatty acid biosynthetic process; secondary metabolite biosynthetic process. The coding region runs from base 38 to 7294 and encodes 2418 amino acids. The transcript is spliced from 12 exons. Lineage: Eukaryota; Fungi; Ascomycota; Sordariomycetes; Xylariales; Xylariaceae. The record is from RefSeq and is a predicted model, not a curated record. Gene Ontology annotation, molecular function: fatty acid synthase activity; oxidoreductase activity; 3-oxoacyl-[acyl-carrier-protein] synthase activity.